Molecule: messenger RNA, 543 nt
Organism: Drosophila erecta
Lineage: Eukaryota; Metazoa; Arthropoda; Insecta; Diptera; Drosophilidae
Exons: 3
Coding region: 1-543 (180 amino acids)
Source: RefSeq, a predicted model, not a curated record
AUGCCGUCGAUUGUUCUAUUAUAUCUUCUAUUUCUGUCUGUUUUGCUGCAGGAUUCAAUGGGCACUCGGCUCCUGAAGUUCACCAACGUCAAGUGCAUGGAUCUGCCGACAUCUCGUGGUUUCACCAAAUAUGAAUACUGUCGCUUGAAGGUGGUUCGCAGGAACGAGGUGGAACUCUCUCUGAAGGUCAGCCUGCUCCAGGUUCCCAUCCGGAAUCUGACCACCAGAUUGCAGUGCUUUCAACGGCGUGAUGGCUAUCGACCCUUCAUGUACAAUAUACUCUUUGAUUUCUGCAAGCUGAUGGCCAGAACUAAUUAUGGCCUCUCCUUCGAACGAUUCAUUUUCGAUGCGAUUCGCAAGCAGAGUAACUUUAAUCAAACCUGUCCUUGGAAGGAGAAUCACAUGACGGUGGAGAAGUUCGCCCUGAAUUUCACAAAGAUCAGCAUGCCAGUGCCCGCGGGAACCUACCGCUUGGAUUUCACCUUUUACGCCUACGGUGUCGCACGUACAUUGACACAGGUGUUUUUCGAGAAAAACGAGUGA